AUGUUUAUGGAGGGUGCCUCUUGGCCAUUUGAAGUUGAUGUGAACGGACAGGCUCAGACAUGGCAGUGGAGGAAGAGACAGGCUGACAGUUCUUCCACCAUUAAGAUGUUCAUUGGGUCAUUGUCUCAAAGCAAACUCGGAAGUUGGGAAUUAGUCCCAGGGUCAGGACAAGAUACACCUGCGGCCAGUCUUGAAACAGCCGGGGGGAAUACUUUUGAGAAGGAUUCAGCACUUGGAGAGUUCAUUUUCUAUGGUCCUGCUUCCGUUGGCCAAAUGGGUGACAACUUUAUAAAUACUCGAGUUCUCGGCAGUGUGACCGCUUUCGAAACUAGUGCUUGCACCAGCCUCAAAGAUUUCGAAGAAUCCUCCGCUGAUCUCGAAGGAUGCGCCAACAGACACAGUAUUCGCUUCGCCGGUGGUGACGGUGUAAGAGCUGCCGCUAGGAAGGCUGGGACCGACCUUCUGACGAAAGCCGGGACGUUCGAUGGCAUGGCUCAAGACCUCAAGAUUCAACCCAGGUUCCGUUUUUGA
Molecule: messenger RNA, 531 nt
Organism: Fusarium poae
Lineage: Eukaryota; Fungi; Ascomycota; Sordariomycetes; Hypocreales; Nectriaceae
Exons: 2
Coding region: 1-531 (176 amino acids)
Source: RefSeq, a predicted model, not a curated record